CCCUUCCGGGUCGGGACCCUGCCCAUGUUCCGGUCUUGCGCACGAGGGUUAGAACGCAGGAACUCCGCCGGCGUUUCUAUGGUAGCGGGUGGCCGGUUCAUUGCGGGGCUAGGCAACAAAGUAGUAUCAGUGUUCGGUGGCUCCACUGGAACUACGCAGAGCCAGGCCAGCGGGACCACAGAAUGGGCUGAGGUGGCGGUGGCUGUUUGGAUAAAGUCGACAGCGGGACGUGGGGCGUGACGCCGUAGUAAAAGCCCAGCUUGAAAAUGGAGAUGUAUGAAACCCUUGGAAAAGUGGGAGAGGGAAGUUACGGAACAGUCAUGAAAUGUAAACAUAAGAAGACUGGGCAGAUAGUGGCCAUUAAGAUAUUUUAUGAGAGACCAGAACGAUCUGUCAACAAAAUUGCGAUGAGAGAAAUAAAGUUUCUAAAGCAAUUUCAUCACGAAAACCUGGUCAAUCUGAUUGAAGUUUUUAGACAGAAAAAGAAAAUUCAUUUGGUAUUUGAAUUUAUUGACCACACAGUAUUAGAUGAGUUACAACAUUAUUGUCAUGGACUAGAGAGUAAACGACUUAGAAAAUACCUCUUCCAGAUCCUUCGAGCAAUUGACUAUCUUCACAGUAAUAAUAUCAUUCAUCGAGAUAUAAAACCUGAGAAUAUUUUAGUAUCCCAGUCAGGAAUUACUAAGCUCUGUGAUUUUGGUUUUGCACGAACACUAGCAGCUCCUGGGGACAUUUAUACGGACUAUGUGGCCACACGCUGGUAUAGAGCUCCAGAAUUAGUAUUAAAAGAUACUUCUUAUGGAAAACCUGUGGAUAUCUGGGCUUUGGGCUGUAUGAUCAUUGAGAUGGCCACUGGAAAUCCCUAUCUUCCUAGUAGUUCUGAUUUGGAUUUACUCCAUAAAAUUGUUUUGAAAGUGGGCAAUUUGUCACCUCACUUGCAGAAUAUCUUUUCCAAGAGCCCCAUUUUCGCUGGGGUAGUUCUUCCUCAAGUUCAACACCCCAAAAAUGCAAGAAAAAAAUAUCCAAAGCUUAAUGGAUUGUUGGCAGAUAUAGUUCAUGCUUGUUUACAAAUUGAUCCUGCUGACAGGAUAUCAUCUAGUGAUCUUUUGCAUCAUGAGUAUUUUACUAGAGAUGGAUUUAUUGAAAAAUUCAUGCCAGAACUGAAAGCUAAAUUACUGCAGGAAGCAAAAGUCAAUUUAUUAAUGAAGCCAAAAGAGAGUUCUAAAGAAAAUGAACUCAGGAAAGAUGAAAGAAAAACAGUUUAUACCAAUACACUGCUAAGUAGUUCAGUUUUGGGAAAGGAAAUAGAAAAAGAGAAAAAGCCCAAGGAGAUCAAAGUCACAGUUAUUAAAGUCAAAGGAGGAAGAGGAGAUAUCUCAGAACCAAAAAAGAAAGAGUAUGAAGGUGGACUUGGUCAACAGGAUGCAAAUGAAAAUGUUCAUCCUAUGUCUCCAGAUACAAAACUUGUAACCAUUGAACCACCAAACCCUAUCAAUCCCAGCACUAACUGUAAUGGCUUGAAAGAAAAUUCACAUUGCGGAGGUUCUAUGACAAUGCCACCCAUCAAUCUAACCAACAGUAAUUUGAUGGCUGCAAAUCUCAAUUCAAAUCUCUUUCACCCCAGUGUGAGGUUAACUGAAAGAGCAAAAAAGAGACGCACUUCUUCACAAUCUAUUGGGCAAGUUAUGCCUAAUAGCAGGCAAGAGGAUCCAGGUCCUAUUCAAAGCCAAAUGGAGAAGGGUAUAUUUAAUGAGCGAACAGGUCACAGUGACCAAAUGGCAAAUGAGAACAAAAGGAAGCUGAAUUUUUCCAGAUCUGACAGGAAAGAAUUCCAUUUUCCAGAAUUGCCUGUCACAAUGCAGUCAAAAGAUACAAAAGGAAUGGAAGUUAAACAGAUAAAAAUGCCGAAGAGGGAGUCAAAGAAAACAGAUUCAUCUAAGAUAUCAACUUUACUUAACGUGGAUCAAAAUCAAGAAAAACAAGAGGGUGGAGAUGGCCAUUGUGAGGGGAAGAAUUUGAAGAGAAACAGGUUUUUUUUCUGGUAGUGUCUUUUCUUUUAAAUAGUCCUAAAAAUACAAGAUGACAACUCUUCCCGUUUUGUUUAUCUACAAUAGAAAUGUGAUGUGAGUUGUUGUUAAGACAGCCAUCCAUGUGCAUGAGCAUCAUCCAACUUUUUUUGUUAGCAAAACAUUUACUGUUUUCUUCUCCCUUUUAAGACUCUGUUGGUGUGGUAAUUUGAUUUGAAAUUAUAAAGUCAUCUCUUCUCUGCCUACU
Nomascus leucogenys (northern white-cheeked gibbon) is the source of this 2274-nucleotide messenger RNA. Lineage: Eukaryota; Metazoa; Chordata; Mammalia; Primates; Hylobatidae. The record is from RefSeq and is a predicted model, not a curated record.